Molecule: messenger RNA, 1062 nt
Organism: Mya arenaria
Lineage: Eukaryota; Metazoa; Mollusca; Bivalvia; Myida; Myidae
Product: receptor-type tyrosine-protein phosphatase kappa-like
Exons: 8
Coding region: 1-1062 (353 amino acids)
Biological process (GO): protein dephosphorylation
Molecular function (GO): protein tyrosine phosphatase activity
Source: RefSeq, a predicted model, not a curated record
AUGAUAAUAAGCAUUUUAUUCGAAUCGAAUCCAUUGAAAGCUGCUAGGGAUGAAAACAACGCAGAUCGUUCAUCGGACUGCCAAGACAAAAUUGUGAUAACAAAGGCGUCAACAGGGCAAUCAAAGACAAAAAAGCUAAGAAACUCAGCAGGAAGAUCAGAACAGUUGGAAAACAGCGUGGAAGGUCAAACACCUAUUAAAGAUGCGUCGAAUGACAUAACACAUAACAAAGACACCGGUGAUGUGUACUACAAUAUGAAUAAGGUUGCCGUCAAAGACUUGGGAUUAUUCGUGGCUACAAAGGACAACGCUUAUUUUCUCGAAGAGUUUAAGAAACUUCCUGAAGGUUUGGUAAAACCCCAUCAAGAUGCAAUGAGGCCAGAAAAUCGUCCCAGAAAUAGAUAUCAAGGCAUUUACCCAUAUGACGACACCAGAGUGAAAUUGACGGGUGGAGAUACAGAUUUUAUCAACGCAAGUUUUGUAGACGGAUACAGGCAGGAAAAUGCAUACAUUGCAUCACAAGGUCCAACAGAGAAGACAAUGCAGGACUACUCGGUGUUUUGGCGGAUGAUCUGGCAACAAAAAGUUGGCAAGAUCGUUAUGCUCACAAAUUUAGUUGAAGACGGGAAACCAAAAUGCGACCAAUAUUGGCCGGAUCAUGGAACCACCAAACAGUAUGGAGAGAUACACGUGACGUGUUUAACUGAAGACAUGUACGCCGACUUCUUGAUGUUAACUUUUUCAGUGAAAAUGGAUAAAGAGGACAGGGCGGUACAACAUCUUCAUUUCACCAGCUGGCCAGACAAAGGGGUUCCCGAUGAUGUAACUUCCCUGGUAGAUUUCCGUCACAGGGUUCUACAAACAAAAUCUCCACUUGAUGGACCUACUCUCGUUCACUGCAGUGCUGGCGUUGGCAGGACGGGAACUUACAUAGCGAUGGACGUGCUGACAAGAGAGGGUGAAGCGGAAGGAUCCGUUGACAUUCAUGGCUGUGUCAACACCCUAAGACAUCGUCGUACGCGUAUGGUCCAAACCGCUGUAAGACCGCCAACGUUUCUCUAA